CAGUGGAUCACAUAUCCACCAGAUAAAAAAAAUUGUUAUAAUUUUCUGCUCUCAUCUCCUGCGGCAACCUACUUUGUUUCUUGUCGUCGAUACAUUAAGGAGAAGAAAAAGAAAAAGGUUUUUUUUUUUUUUCUUUCUGAAAUUUUCUAAGGAAACAAACAAAAAAAAAUGGAUGAUUACACGAGAGAGAUGAUGGAUUUGAAAACCCUAGUUACUCGAACCCUAGAGAAGAAAGGGGUUCUAGCUAAGAUCCGGGCUGAACUCAGGGCAAGUGUCUUUGAAGCAAUUGAAGAGGAAGAUCGAGUAAUUGAGAAAGAAGAAGGUUUACCUCCUGCAUUAUUGGGAAGCUGCAAUGAUCGUGCUAAACAACUUCAUGCUUCUCCUUCUGGAAGACUAUUAACUGCACUAAUAUGCGAGUACUUAGACUGGGCACAACUAAACCACACUCUAAAAGUUUAUCUGCCAGAAUGUAAUUUGCAAAAAGAUUCUUGGAAAGCUGAGUUGAAAGACUUUAGUGGCAAAAAUGGUUAUGAUCUUAACAGAAACGGGGACGGUGGACCCUUGCUUUUGGACGUUCUUGAAGGCUUCUUGAAGUUUGAGAACUUAUCCCAAGCAAGGGGAACUGGAAGGAAACCACAAGAAAUUGAGUCAUCGUCUAGUUUAGAGUCUCGAAGCACAAGAAGACCCUCAUCAUCAACUGUUGCUGGGGGCUUGCCCCCAUUAGGAAGGCCGGUUCCUGUUUUGCAGUCAUCUGAUAGGAGAGCAGGUUCCUCCAUGUCUGGUUACAGGAAAGAUGAGUACAGUCGGAGAUAUGAUGAUGAUCUCCCAGAAGAUGUGAUUCGAGCUUCAGCUGCCCUGGAAAAUCUUCAGUUGGACAGAAAGGCCAGGAAUCUAACUACUUCUUGGCGACAUGCUGGGGAUGGAAUCAGUGAGGAUGACAGCAGGGUCGAUCAUAUGUAGCUGAAUGACAUCUAUUGCAUUACAGCGCUUGUAGUUCAGUGUGUAUUUUCAAGUUUCCACCAAUCCCAAGUUUUUCUCAACCAUAAAAAGAGGAUAGUGAAGUUAUUAUGUAAGUUUUUACAUAUAAUUGUGCUGUGAUUUUGUGUUCUCUUUUGAGCUUUCUUUCCUCUUUUCACUUAUUUUCUUUUGGAUCCCUUUUGGUAUACCUUUCAAUGUAUCAGCUGUUUUCAGGUUUUCAAUGGAUGCUUAGAUCAAAUCAUUGUUUUUUUCAGGCAGAAAAAUCAUUGGCUACUAAUCUUUGAUGAACCUGAUUGUUGAAGUUUACUUGUCUUUUUCAGUGAAAACAAGUAUAUAUUGUUGUAACUUGCAAGUUACAAAGACCGUCUUAAAAUAUGGUGACUAAAAUCAUUUGAAAUAUAUGUUUUGUUUCUCUCUGAUAGUGGAUCCUAGUCAGCAUUUUUUUCUUCGUUUAUAGUAUGCUGUAUUUUUAAUAUAAAAGAGGUCGCAAUCUUAGGUAAAGAAAUAAUUGUAAAUGUUAAAACUUAAAUCUCGUGUUGAAUGUCACCUAUUAAGAUUAGAUUACUCGAAUUAAUUAAAUUAAAUUUUCGUUUUUCAUUUUUAUUUGUCUUUUUGUGAAAAAGGAUGGGCAAUAGAAGAAUCCAACUGAAAUUCCAAUGUCUGGACAUUUUCUUUCUGUUAUAAAGGAUUGGCAAUAAUACACAAAACUACAAGUCAAAACCCAUAUUUUCCUGGUUAUUGCUAAGAAGUUAAACAGUCA
Molecule: messenger RNA, 1738 nt
Organism: Durio zibethinus
Lineage: Eukaryota; Viridiplantae; Streptophyta; Magnoliopsida; Malvales; Malvaceae
Product: protein TONNEAU 1a-like
Molecular function (GO): protein binding
Source: RefSeq, a predicted model, not a curated record